AUGAUCGCUGCUCCGUCCGUCCGAGCCUUCGGGCAUCGGCCGGACCUACCAAGGUCCCAUGGCUUGCCGCGAUCCAUAUCACAAAAGAUCGGAGGCCGGCCCUUGCUGGGCGUCGCGCUCGUGUCGAGUGUGAGUGUGAGGCGCCGGCAAGCUUGGACCUCUUUGCGGGCCAUCGCUUCGUUUCUGAAGGUUGCCCUGACGAAGCCUGAGGAUCACCCUCAGGUGUUGCAUGAGGAGGAGGAUUUGCUGGUGGCCUGGAAGCCGCCGAAGAUGUCCAUGAAGCGCCCCAAGGGUGGCCUCAGCGAGUUCGAGGCGUGGGCACAUGGCCUGGAUCGCUGGGUGCCGCGCUCCCCAUUGCUCGGCCGCGGCAUCGGCGGGGUGGUGCUUCUUGCGCGCGAGCCUGGUGAUAGCUGGAAGCCGGAGGCCACUCUGGCCUUGCUGGUGCAGGGCGAGCCAUCUCAGGCAACACUGGAUGCAGCUGUCGGAGGACCUUUGCGGAGUUUGCGGGUCAUCACAGCCUCAGAGGGCUUGCAUCUGGGACGCCUCAGCUUGUUAGAGGGCGAGCUGCUGCCCGGAAGAAGCGAGAAGGAGGUCCGGGCGCUGCUGGCAGAGUUGGGUCAUCGCAUUAUCGGCAACGGCCAACUCUGCGCCCGCGCCGCCGGGGUGCGGCGCACUUUCUUGGCAUCGGUGGGGGUCAGGCACGAGGCCGGCGCAUUUCUGCUGGCCCCGCCCCCCAGCUUCCAGCGCUUGCUGCAGACGGAUGCGGCGGCGCUGGAGCGCCGUUCCGCUUCGAACUGGCACGGCCGCACGGAGCACCACGCCGGCUGCGCUGUGUUCGAUGGCCUCGACCUGGAACCCAAACGUAUGCCGAAGCCCACACGGUACACUGCGGACAUUUUGGUGUUCUACCUGGGCGAGGAACUGGAGCUGCUUGGCGCCUUUGGGCCGCUGUUGACCAUCACCCGAAAGCACUGGCCCUUCCCUGGCUGCCUCGCGCUGCCCGGGGGCUUCGUGGAGAAGAACGAGGCCUCCAUCGAGGCGGCGAGCCGGGAGCUGCAGGAGGAGACCCAGGUGUCCGGGCUGCCUCUCACUUUCGUGGCCCGCUUCGACACCCCGAACCGGGACCCCCGGGGCCCGGUCACCACGGACGCCUUCUUGGCCUUCGCGCCCUCUAGGCACUGCCAGGCGGGGGAUGAUGCGGCCACGGCGCGGUUUCAGCCACUCAAGGAGCUGGCCACAAAGAGUUGGAGCUUCGACCACGCGGAGAUCGUGGCUGCUGCGCUGCUUGUGGCAGCAGAGCUGCCCUUAGAGGACCAACUAGCAGCUGCAGUGAGGGCGGCGUGCGAAGUCUGGGGAGGCCGUGCCUCCGGCACAUGA
Messenger RNA from Effrenium voratum, 1377 nucleotides. The record is from the annotation of a GenBank genome assembly. NCBI's taxonomy places the organism in Eukaryota, Dinophyceae, Suessiales, Symbiodiniaceae.